GUAUUAUGAUGAAGAUAGAUAGAUGAUGAUAGAUAGAUGAUGAUGAUUGAUAGAUGAUAGAGGCCCCUGCCAAUAAGUAGAAUGCAGGCCUAAUAAAAAAAUAUAUGACCCAUACACAUAGGGCCACACCCUGAUCCAUCCCAGUUACAGCUCAUUAUGCCUAAGCCACACCCAUAUUCUGCCCAAACCACAUCUUCUCCCCCUCCAGCCCCUCAGCUUUGAGGCCUGUGAAUCACACGUAGGCAAGGAUUAAAGGCAGUGCCCCCGUUUCUGGCACCACGUCAUGUGCCUUAUACUUACAGAUAGGCACAACCCACAAAUUUGCCCCUGCACAUGUACAUUUGAGUGCAAUAACUGUGAUUUGCCCCCAGCACUGCACAUUACCUUUCAGGUUGGAUUCAGGAUCCCCUCACUAAUAGAUCUAUAUGGUGAGUCCCUCAGUAGCUAAAGAUUAACCAGCUGCUUCCUCGUGAUGAGCCCUAAUGUGUUAUCUUUCAUGUGUGAUCCUCCCCAUUAUCCGGCACAUUCAGUGUUGCCCUGUAAGUCCAGCCUGGCAGUUGGGGAGUCAGUGCCGACAGCAGAAAAGCACAAAGCAGUCGUACCUACUGUACGUGGAUUGUCACCUACCUGCUAGAUUUUUCCAGAGUCACUAGGGACCCUAGAGAUGGGAACUGCAUGCUCAUAUCUCUCUCCGCAAGAAAAACAGCAUCAGGGUUUUGGGAGUGUAAGAAGGUAACAGAUACUGAUCUCCUGUCAGUGUCCCUAAGCUUGGAUCAGUUUGGCACCACCGUGAUGCUUCUGUAGCCUGGGCUUGGGGAUUGGAACUGGUGAUGCCAAAACAGGAGCUACUGGCCAAGCUGUAGAUAUGUGGCAGAUCUUCCGGUGCCGCCGACAGAUCACACUUUCUGUUGCCCUCUCUCUGGGCUAUUUCUUGUACCUGUUCCUUGGCGCCAUGAUUUUCCAGAUUCUAGAGAAGCCAGCCGAAAGCAACACCAGGGAUCAGUUCCAAGUGGCCAAGCUACGGUUCCUGCAGAACUACACCUGUCUGGACGCGAAUGCCCUGGAACAGUUUGUGCAGAUUAUAAUGGAAGCCUGGGAGAAAGGUCUGAACCCCAAAGGCAACGCCACAAAUCCGAGCAACUGGGACUUCAGCAAUUCCUUCUUCUUCGCCGGGACAGUGAUCACUACAAUAGGUUAUGGGAAUCUGUACCCCAGCACUGUGGCAGGUCAAGUCUUCUGUGUGUUCUAUGCACUGUUUGGCAUUCCUCUCAACCUGGCAUUCCUAAACCUGAUCGGGAAAUCCCUAAACACCAACCUGAUGGCUCUGGGAAGAUCCGCUCAGCUCCCUCGAGGCUCUGGGACAAUGAAACCUUUCGUCAUGGCUGCGUUCCUGGCUAUUGGCAGCCUGCUGGUCCUGGUCUUCCCCCCGAUGAUCUUCAGUUACGUAGAAGGCUGGAGCUAUGGAGAAGGAUUCUACUUCGCGUUCAUCACUCUCAGCACCAUCGGCUUUGGGGAUUAUGUAUUAGGGACAGACCCCAACAAACACUAUAUCUCCAUCUACAGGAGCCUGGCUGCACUUUGGAUCAUCUCCGGGCUGGCGUGGCUUGCGCUGGUGUUCAGUCUCUCUGCCGACCUGGUGGAGAAAUUCAUACAAUUCCGAAUUAAACAGAGUCAGUCGCAGACAGAGGAGACAGCAGUGCACAAACCCGAGGAUCCACCGACUCUACAGCGUGUCCAGAUUUAAUCAUUGGCUCUACACAAAGGCAUUGGCCACAAUAUUAUAAAAUAUUGUUCCCUGAAGACACAGAUGGAGCAACGAGGCAGCACAAAACUGAUAUACAGGUCUGGAAUUAACUCACUAUUAAUGGGUUUGUCUGUGAAACGUCACGACAUGGACAAUGCACCUCCACUUUGAUUCGCUGGCGAGGGAUUACAGUAUGUUGGUCUUGUUACAGUAGAAAUACAUUGUAUUCUCCUAGAAAGGCUAAACUCCAACUCCACUGGUUAAAUAUGUAUAAUACACACA
Xenopus laevis (African clawed frog) is the source of this 2026-nucleotide messenger RNA. RefSeq names its product potassium channel, two pore domain subfamily K, member 16 L homeolog (gene kcnk16.L). The transcript has 5 exons. Gene Ontology annotation, biological process: endoplasmic reticulum calcium ion homeostasis; regulation of membrane potential; regulation of release of sequestered calcium ion into cytosol. NCBI's taxonomy places the organism in Eukaryota, Metazoa, Chordata, Amphibia, Anura, Pipidae. The record is from RefSeq and is a predicted model, not a curated record. Gene Ontology annotation, molecular function: potassium channel activity; potassium ion leak channel activity; outward rectifier potassium channel activity. Gene Ontology annotation, cellular component: plasma membrane; mitochondrial inner membrane; membrane. Bases 866 to 1744 code for a protein of 292 amino acids.